Lates calcarifer (barramundi perch) is the source of this 4024-nucleotide messenger RNA. RefSeq names its product GTPase IMAP family member 8-like. Gene Ontology annotation, molecular function: GTP binding. Lineage: Eukaryota; Metazoa; Chordata; Actinopteri; Centropomidae. The record is from RefSeq and is a predicted model, not a curated record.
UUCACCACUUCAUGUGACAGUGCAGUGCAGUUUGUUUUGUUGUCUCGUUGCAUACAGUCAAGGCUGUGUGAACUGGCAGUAAAAUAUUCCUAAAUACAUUCUCUCUCCAUAUUUUUGACCUGAAGACAUACUCUGACCUCUGCAGAAUCUUGGGGAUGUUCAGUCGGCAGUAACUUAGCUGUGAAAAGAGAGGAUCAGACAAGAUGGAAAACAAUCUUGCGGACAAAGAGAGCUUCACCCUGCAGGAGGUCAGACUCAUCCUGAUCGGAGGGAGAUGGGCUGGAAAGAGUUCAUCUGGCAACACCAUACUGAGAAAGGAAAGGUUUGAGUGUGGCCGAACCAGAACGGCUCAGUCCGAAGUGAGACAUGAAGAAGUGGAGGGCAGGAAGUUGACCGUGGUUGAUGCUCCAGGAUGGAGCAGCUCUCUCUCCCUCACAGAGAUCCCAGAGGGGAACAAGCAAACAUUUAAACUCAAUGCGUCAAAGUGUCUGCCCGGACCACAGGUUUUUCUCCUCGUAAUCCCUAUAGAUUCAGCUUUUUCUGUGGAGCAGAGAAGGACCGUAGAGGAGCACAUGAAACUCCUAGGAGAGCGGGUUUGGAGAUACACCAUGUUGCUGUUCACCUGUGGGGAUUUCCUCGGGGAGAAGACGAUAGAGCGGCACAUUGAGAGUGAGGGAGGUGCACUCAAGUGGUUAAUAGAGAAGUGCAGGAACAGAUACCAUGUGUUCAAUAACAAGGAUAAAAGUAACUUAUCUCAGGUCACACUGCUGCUGGAGAAGAUAGAUGAAAUGGUGUGGCACAACAAUGGCAGUUGCUAUGAGGUAGAUGAACAGACUUUUACCAUCAUUGAAAAGAAGCAACGAGAGGUGGCUGAAAGAGCAGAAAAGAGACGCAGGAGGGCAGAGGAGCAAAGACAACAAAUGAAAACGCUCAUUCCAGAAGAGAUGAAACCCAUCCCAAAACUCCAGAUGAUUCUCUUGGGAAGCCGCAGCGUUGGGAAAACCUCAGUAGGGAAUACCAUCUUGGGAAUCAAAGAGCAAGAAGAUGGGAAAAGAACAGCACACUCUGUGGCCCAGCAGGGAUUUGUGGGUAAAACUGAAAUAACUCUUGUUGACACACCAGGUUGGUGGAAAGGCUUCCCUGUGUUUGACACUCCUGAAGUGAUCAAAGAGGAACUGAGGCGCAGCAUGUUUCUGUGCCCCCCCAGGCCCCACGUCUUCCUUGUGGUGAUAGAUGCAGAUGCAUCCUUCAAUGCCAAACACUUACAUGCUGUAACAACACAUGUGGAGCUUCUUGGAGAAGGAGUGUGGAGACACACUAUGGUAGUUUUCACCAGAGGAGACUGGCUGGGAACACACACCAUAGAGGAGUACAUCGAAGGGGAGGGAGAGGCCUUACGGUCUCUAGUUGAACAAUGUGGAAACAGAUAUCAUGUCAUUGAUAACAAGAAUACUGAUGAUGGUACUCAAGUCACAGAGUUACUGGAGAAAAUCACUGAGACUGUAGCUAGAAAUGGUUGGGACCAUUUUGUCCGAGAUGAGCAGAUAUUUAUGAUGAUUGAAGAAAGACGAAGAAAAGUGGAAGAAGGAGCAAGACUGAGGGAAAGUCAAGUCAAGGCCAAAAGAAACACCGUCAGAGAUUCCAGAAACAGGUUACAGGAGCUGAGGAUAGUGAUGUUUGGUCAGAAGAAGUCUGGAAAGAGUGCAACAGGAAAUAACCUCCUGCAUAAAAAAGUGUUUCCCACUUGUGACACUGAGCACUGUCAGGUGGAGGAAGGGGAAGUUGCCGGCAGAAGGAUCACAGUGAUCGACACCCCAGGCUGGCAGAGGGAGUCCUCCCAUUGCACCACAGAGAUGGAGAAAGAGAUUGUUGGAGGUCUUUCAGUGAGUCCAUUAGGGGUCCAUGCAGUUCUGCUGGUCAUUCCUUUGGACCUGAUGUUCAGAGAGGUUCAGCAGGUCGCUCUGGAGGAGCACAUGAACCUUUUUGAUGCCAGUGUGUGGAAACACACGAUGGUUCUGUUCACAUACGGAGACAAACUAGCAGAUAAAUCUGUAGAGGAGCACAUUGAGAGGGAGCACGGUGCUCUAUGCUGGUUGGUAGACAAGUGUGAGAACAAGUACCAUGUCAUGAACAACACAAAAAAAACUGAUAUGAGUCAGGUCACUGAGCUGUUUGAGAAGAUAGAGGAAAUGGUGGCAGGGAACAGCGGCCGCCUCUUCUGCCCGGACAUGAACGACAUCCACCUGAGAAUUGAGGAGAAGUUCAAGAGGAAGCAGAUCAAACAUGUGCUGAAGCAUCGAGUGGAGAAGGAGUACAGGAGGAGAGAGCUGGAGCUGAUGAUGGGCUUCAAGGAAAAACUCCUUGAACUGCAGGCUGAGAUCAGGGGAAGUGCAAUCAGCACUAAAUCUAAGUCACUGAUUGGUGACAUGUCCAAAAUCAAAACCAGAGGUAUUGGUCAGUGGAAGAAGGAGGGAAAGGAGAAGGAGGAAAGCAUAAAUGCAAAAAUUAACCAGGAAAUUGAAAAGCUGGAUAAGGACAUACUGAGAUCGACAAUUCUUCUUCAGAGCAGCAAGGACUGCUUGACUCCUAGCCUGGAAGGAGACAGUCCAGCACCAUCUAUUGCUGCGUCUUUAUCAGACAGGAAAAAAUCCACUAGCACCUUUGACAAAGUUCUGGGCUGGAUAUCUACACUUCCCACAGGUGCGAAUGCAGACAACGAACUGACCCUCAACUUCUCUCAGACAUCAGGGUACAGAUCUGUGCUCCCACGUGAUGGGUUGGACUUUGACACAGAGGCUGAUAUUCCAGAAUGAACAGUCUCAAUAGGCUGGUGUAAUAAAAAAUGCAUUCUAGCAUAAAGGAACUGAUUUGCCCUCAGGGAUUUUUGAUAUUGUAAGAAAAGGGUAACCCAACUUAAAAUAUAAUGGAAGAAUUAAUAUCAUGUAAUAAUAUGACACAGUGCUUAGAAGGUAGCAGUGGCCUGAAAAUUAGAGAGGAGAGCUUGUGACUGAACAGCUCAAGUUAGUGGUAAUUUUGAGGGAUGUGGUUAGAAGGGUUUUUGUUUUUGGGGGACUAUACUGUAGCUACACCUUACUUAUAACACUUUCAAAUCAUUCAACUGUACUAGAUCUUCCAUCCUUUUUUCCAAGUGAUUUAUUCCUAUACAACCUGUUUUCAGAAGGAGAGAUUAAUUCUUUACAAUUUAAUGUCAGUGCACUUGGACGUUUCCACAACAAAAAAAAUCUACACCUUAAAUUAAUAAGAAAAUGAGGGAUGGUUCAGUGGUACAAAAAAAGAUCAUGGUCCUCUAUGUCUUGACAUUUUGAGAUCAGAACAGCAGUUAAAUUUAUACAUAGUCAAUAAAACUGCUGGGCAGUAAAUCAAAAGACACAUUUAGGUGUCUCUUCAUUUAACUUUAACUUUAAGAUGUCAGAAGAGGGCAUGCCCUAAAGUUAAAAAUACCAACUGAGCCAAUAAAUCAUCAGAAUACAAAUUAUGCUUAAUCCAUGAAAACAUUUGUUAAUGUCAGAUGUUUUCAUCUUACAAAUCAAAACAUAAAUCAUCCAGUUUCAGUGCAGACCAAUGAACUGUUUUCAUCCUCUUUAUAAAGUAUACGGCUUUAAUAACAAAUUCAAAGAGACAGUUAACUGCCAAGAGCAUGGUUGAUCUCAGUCCACAGACCUUGUUGAGAACAGUUUCAGUGACAUUUCCAUUUGCUCUCCAUUCUCAAGGAACAGGCUGCCCACAUUUGUGUUGCUAUAGACAGAUAUGAGUUUUAAAUGUCAUUUUUUUUGGUGAGUGAACUUAAGACUGAUCCAUACUUGAUUUUUGUGCCAGUACAGAUAUGUAGAUUUUAGUUUUAGUAGAGUUUAAAAAAGAAAGCAAAAACAAAACAAACAAAAGACCAUACAUGGUAUAUUGGCUGAACAAGUAAUGUCAUCACUGUCAUCACUCAACAAUGGCAAUAUCUUUGGCAUAUGCAUACUGAAUUUCUUUGUUCAUUAAUAAAAAAUAAGAAAAAAUA